Mobula hypostoma (lesser devil ray) is the source of this 5308-nucleotide messenger RNA. RefSeq names its product OMA1 zinc metallopeptidase (gene oma1). Gene Ontology annotation, biological process: mitochondrial protein processing; protein quality control for misfolded or incompletely synthesized proteins. Bases 554 to 2161 code for a protein of 535 amino acids. Gene Ontology annotation, cellular component: mitochondrial inner membrane. Lineage: Eukaryota; Metazoa; Chordata; Chondrichthyes; Myliobatiformes; Myliobatidae. The record is from RefSeq and is a predicted model, not a curated record. Gene Ontology annotation, molecular function: metalloendopeptidase activity. The transcript is spliced from 9 exons.
GAAAAAAAGAUCCGCCGUGAUUGAAUGGCGGAGCAGAUUAGAUGGGCCAGAUGACCUAAUUCUGCUCCUACGUCUUAUGGAAACAAAUGAAUCCUUGCAAACUCAUUUCACGCUGACUGAAGUUAUUACAUUUUAAAAUGCUCCACUAAAGGCAUUUGGAAAAAACUGUUCAAUAAUCAGUGCCUUCUUUGACGACUCUGCAGAAUAAAAGCCCCCAGAAUUGCAUUUUAGCGUAUGGAGAAACAAGCAGAAGCAAGGAAAGUCAGCAACAAUCAAAAGGUAGCUCGCUGCUGCAGCCACAACCUUGUAGCGAUUUGUCCUGGGAGCGAGGGCGUCCGGAUCCGGUUUACUGAGACACCACAGUGCGGAGCGAUCAUUUCCUGAAUGUCAGGCGGUCUUAAUGAGUGAGAUUCGGCGAGUGGACCGGGGGGUGGUCCCGGGAAAAGCCCUGGCCAGGGACUGAGUCUCCGGUCGUCAGUCGGAAGGUAGUUGUUGGUGAUCUGUGAUACGAACUGCUUCACUGCGGGCGAGAUCGUGCGCGGAAGAAGCAGAAAUGAAGACUGGAUUCUGGUUUCAGGUUGCUAGGAGGCACCUGUUGAACUGGCAAAACUACAAUUAUCAACAAAGCAUAUCACCACUCCCAGAGAUGAAGCAUCAGAGAUUAACAAGUAGUCUGUGCUGUUUAGGUAGAGAUUCAGAAGUCUGGCAGACCUGGAUUAAACCUAAUGUGGUGUUACUACCUUGCACAAGACAUCACUCAGUCUUCAGAAAUUUUGUACACAAUGUAGGACUUCCAUCUAAAAGGCCAUCAGCCAUCAUCCCAAGCCAACCCUCCUUCAGAGACUUUUCUCACUGCACCAGAUGGAGGCCUGCUUAUAUCUUUUCAACAAAACUUUUUAUUGCUAAAGAAACCACUGACCUACAUAAUGACUUCCACACUACUUCUCGGGUCUUAGCCUUGCCGAUCCCUUUGUUUUUGAUUCUGCUGAAGCCCCUCAAGAAAGUUGCAGCCAUGUUUCUUGGCAGGAGUAUUCGGAAAUGGUGGAAUGAACUUCCAAGUGAACAACAGGAGCUGCUCAAGGAUAGGGUGAAAAAGAAUAAGUGGAGAAUUUUGUUUGGCCUGUGUGGCAUGUCAGGGGUGAUUGGAUUGUAUUUCUUGACCCACCUGGACAAGAGUCCAAUUACAGGACGCCGUCGCCUACUGGUGUUCAGCAAACGACAAUACCUGAAGCUGGCUGAAUUUGAGUAUCAGUCGGUGCUGGAAAAGUAUAAGGAUAAAUUUUUGCCUAAUGAUGAUCCAAUCUAUAAGGCCAUUCAGUUUGUUUUCAACCAGUUAAUUGAGAGAAACAAAGAUAUACCAGGUGUUUCUGAGACCAAGUGGAUUAUUAACGUUGUGGAAGAUCCAGAGAUAAAUGCCUUUGUCUUGCCUAAUGGGCAGGUGUUUGUUUUAACUGGGUUGCUGAAAGCUGUGGCAGACACUGAUCAACUGGCAUGUAUUCUUGGUCAUGAGAUGGCUCAUUGCCUUCUGGCACAUGGGGCAGAACAUGCAAGUAUUAUUCAACUCCUUGACUUCGUGUCCCUCGUAUUUCUGACGCUUACUUGGGCUGUGUUCCCACGGGAUAGCCUUGCUCUUCUGGGGCAGUGGAUCCAAGGCAAGCUAAUUCAGUACAUGUUUGAUAGACCCUACAGUCGAAAACUGGAGAUUGAAGCUGAUGAGAUUGGACUACAACUUGCUGCUAGGGCCUGCAUAGAUGUGAGAGCCAGCAGUGUAUAUUGGCAGCAGCUGGAAUUGAUGAAGAUUGUUUCUGGUACAUUUCAAAUUCCUGAAUGGUUUUCUACGCAUCCAUCAAAUGAACGUCGAGUUCAACACCUGGACAACCUGAUUCCAAAGGCUAUCAAACUACGGGACGAGUGUGGGUGCACUUCAUUGCCGAGCAUAGACCCACGAUUAGUUUUCAAGCUUAGUAUGGAGGAAGUGAUGAAGCGCUUGAAGAAAUGGGAAGAACCGACGUGCACAGAUUCUGGAAUUGAACCGAUGUGCACAGUUUCUGGAGCUGAACAUCCACCUCAGCAGCAAGAGAUCGGCCCAGUUGUAAUGCAGAGGAUACCUGCAGUAAUUACACUACAAGCACUCCAAAGCACAGCAGACUCUCAGAAAUAAACAUAUUGAACUGUAUUUGGUACCGUGCAAAUUAGCAAUUUGUGUUUUUAAUUUAACUGGACAGUGGGAAACAGAAAUAGUAUGAGAUGCAGUUGUCUCUAAAGAGAUAUUUCUGUAUUUUCCUAAAUUUUGGCGGCGCUUCCAGUUGUUCAGUGAUUAUUUCUUUAAUUAGGUAUGGUUUCAUUUUGUUCCAAACAAAUAAGUUGGGAAGUCUGUUACAAGGAACAAUCCAGUUUGCAACAGUCCCCAGUGGAAUGUUAAUUUGUAAUUAUGUUCCUUGGAGUCCCUGUUGCACAAAAAUUUACCUUGGCAGCAGCAGCUCUCUAGUUGGUGAAUCCUGUUUGAGGUAGCAUAAGUAGUAGGAGCAGGAGUAGGUCAUCUGGCCCGUCGAGCCUGCUCCGCCAUUCAAUAAGAUCAUGGCUGAUCUGGCCAUGGACUCGUCUCCACCUACCUGUCUUUUCCCCAUAAUCCUUAAUUUGCCUACUAUGCAAAAAUCUAUCCAACAUUGUCUUAAAUAUAUUUACUGAGGUAGCCUCCACCGCUUCAUUAGGCAGAGAAUUCCACAGAUUCAGCACCGUCUGGGAAAAGCAGUUCCUCUUCAUCUCUGUCCUAAAUCUACUUCCCUGAAUCUUGAGGCUAUAUUUCCUAGUUCUAGUCUCACCUAUCAGUGGAAACAACUUUACUGCCUCCAUCUUAUCUACCUCUUUUCAUAAUUUUAUAUGUUUCUUUAAGAAUUCUCAUUCUUCUGAAUUCCAGUGAGUACAGGUCCAGGUGAAUCAAUCUCUCCUCAUAGUCUAACCCCAUCAUCUCUAGAAUCAACCUGGUGAACCUCCUCUGCACUGCCUCCAAAGUCAAUAUAUCCUUCCUCAAGUAAGAAGACCAGAACUACAGGCAGUACUCCAGGUGCAGCCUCACCAGUACCCUGUACAGUUACAGCAUAACCUCCCUGAUCUUAAAUUCAAUCCCUCUAGCAAUGAAGGCCAACAUCCCAUUUGCCUUCUUGAUAGCCUGCUGCACCUGCAAACCAACCUUUUGUGAUUCAUGGCUAAUUGAAUACAGUGAGAUAUGAGUGAUUUGUUAAGCAAAGUAUGUGAAUUGAAAGGUAAAAUAAUCUAUUUAGGAAAAGCAAGUGAUUGGGGCGAAGGGGAGGAUAACAAGUGAAGGGGAUGGCGCGGAACACGGCAAUUUAGCCUUGAGCAGAAAAGCUGCAAGAGAAUUAAUAUCACCAGGAACAUGUGAGACUGGUAUUGACAGCCAUUGUUGUAAUCAAAUGUAGGUAGAAACUGCUAACAUGUACUUGAAAUUUGCAGUGAUUUUGUUUUUUAACUCUGGUAUUGUAUUACUUUUAGAAUUUAAUUUCUCUUAUCCCAUCCUGAUACUUAGGUGGAAGGUUUCUCUGUUAAUGGGGAAACAGCUUUUGAUUUUCUUCAGCAUUGUAAUCCAUGAGAAUCUCUCAGUCCCAUUCUAAGUGCAGGGCUAAUAAUUCCUUCACUCGGUAGGGAACUAGAUAAUGUGUAUAAAAUAGGUUUUAUUAAUUACAGUGCAUUUGAUGAAAUUUGUAUGCAUAAAAUUAUUUUUAUGAAUAAUCAGUCUCUUCCAUUUUUAUACACAUCAUACAGGCCUUGUACAUUCAAAGAAACACAAGUUGUUUAAGUAAUAUAUUUAGAGCAUGUGCCAACCCUGCAUUGAAAAAGAUUUCAGCAAUGUGAAAUUGCAUAUUUCAUGCUGCAAAAUCACCAAUACGUUGGUUAUUUUCCAGUUCAUACCUGAUCAGUCUACCUUUAGAUUUGAUUGAUAACUCACUGAUGUAGUUGUUUCAGUAUUUUCAUUGAAAAUAAAUCCUGAUGUACCAAGAAAGUGUUUUUUUUUUGUUUGUGUGGCAUUGUGGCACUGCUGGCAGAUCUGUUGCAGCAACCCAUAUAUGAUCCAGAACUCUGGUGCUGUCUGCGUGGAGUUUGCAUGUACUCGCUGUGUCUGCAUGGGUUUCUCCUGGUGCUCCAGUUUCCUUUUGCAUCACAGAGGCAUGCUGUUGACAGGUUAUCUGGCCACUGUAGAGCGCCCAUAUUGUAUAGACGAAUGAUAGAAUCUGAAGAGAAUUGAUGAGCAAGUGUGGAGAAUAAGUUACACCGAAAAUGGGUCAAUGGCAUUGCUCUGUAAACUGGCAUAGACUUGAUGGGCUGAAAGAUGUCCUUCUAUAUCUUAAGGAAAUGUGGAAAUGGUAAACUUGUUAAGUAGUAUUAUUAGUUACCAGUUCUAUUUUCAGACACAAGUGUACAGGAUUUGUGGGGUAGGAUUACUUAGGAUUGGAGUCUAAAGUUAUGAACCUAAACAAUUAAAUCCAAUGUAGUGUGAAUAUUUUUCAAGAGUGCCUCUGUCCAAUUAUUGUGUAGUGGGAGUGUGAGGUAGAAACACGCAUCAGAAAUUGUUCUUAGCCCAUAUUUUAUGGCAUGUCCAGAGAUUCCAUUUAUGAAUUUGUGUUAAUUUUCAUUCUACCUGAUUUAUGUUUUACUCCCAUUGCUGUUUCAUAGUUGCCAUGAGGUCCCACAGAUAGUACUAACUCUUGGAACAUUUAAAGUAGCUACUGCAGCAGCAUUUAAACACCAAGUUAUUGAUUUAUAUUUUACCCUGGCUGUCUUCGACCUACGUGUGUUCCUUGGCUUCUUCUAAGCAUCUGAGCUAUAGCUUCUAGGAUUUAGCAGACCUUUUCUAUCAUGUUCUUAUUGGCUAUUGAUAAUAACUACCAGUUAUAAUGCAAAUGCUCCACAGCAAUAAUAAUAUAAGUAUUGCCAUUAUUAUUAUGUGUAUACAUAACAAUGAUAUAAAAUGCAGCUACAAUUAACAAUCAUAUUAAAGAUGGUCCAAAGAAACUAUAACAAAGGAUUCAUGCAGUUUCUUUCUCCCAAUUACAUCCGAGCCUCCUAGCCUCUUCCAGAUUUUGCACACAGUCACCAAAAUCCAGACAAGAGGUGAGGUAGAACUGCCAAUGCGAUUAGGGCAGAUUUCAGCUGAGAAACUGUAAUAAAACAAGUAGGACAGGGAAAUAAAUGACUAGCAACAUAACUGGCCCAAGGAGGGUAUACUCUUAUCAGAUGCAAACCGGUUUGAUAUACCAUUUAAUUGUUUUGAAAUUGUUUUUUGUGGAUGUCC